GGGUAAAAACGUAAAUGACCUGUUUGCACAGGUAUCACAUGAGGUAAAUUCCGUUUUGCCGUUUUCCAACUUUCCAACCUCCCUUUCUCUCUCAUCAACUUACUUCUUCAUCUUCCAAGAAAGAAUUUAAAAUACAUAACUUCCCUCUCUCUGUAGACUCCUCCUUCUCUCUCUCUCUCACUCAAUUUCGCAUUGUUCUCACUUCGUUUCUGGGUUUCCGAUCGGUAGUAAGUGCUCGUUGUUUGGUGGUUGUUGUUCUGGCAUCGGCAUUGUUCUCUCGGUAACACAUCGGUUCUCUUAGAGGGGCAAAUGGGAUGAAAAAGGGGUGGUGCUUCUCGUCCAGCGGUUGGUAGUAGGGCGUAGUUGGGGCUCACAAUAUUACACAGGAUCUUCAAGAAGAAGAAGGUGUAAAUGUUGGUGAUAAAAGCCAGAAAGCGGUUACUGCUGGUAAAAGAAAAUUAACUGCAGAGAAGAACAUACCUGAUAAAAGCAGUAAAAAGAGGAAAGGACAAGGGGUUGAACCUUCAUAUCAAGUGACCUACAUGAAUGAGUUGCUUGCGCAAGGCAUUGGGGGGGGGGGGGGGCUGAACAAUUAGAAGAUUCAGAUUGGGGUGCAAGUGAAGAUGAUACAGAUAAAGGAAGUGAAGAAGAUGGAGGCGGUAGUGAUCAGGAUACUGAGGAUGAAGAGUUGCAGCAUUUGGACCGGAAAAUCAAUAAGGGCAAGGCUGAAGCGGCCAAGUUGAAGAAGAAAAUGGCAAAUGCUAGGGAAGCUAAAUUGAUAAAUGUUGUCAGGGCACGGGUGUUGGAUCCGCUAUAGGCGGCAGUUGAUAAUCGUCCGCUUGGAGUUAUUGUAACGGAGAAGGAGAGGGUAGUAGAUACCAAAUCACAUUUUUGUUCGAAGGUGUGUUUUGUCGAUAUUCAGUAAUUGAUUUGUGUUAUGAUAGUGGGAAAUGAAUGUGUGGUAUGACAAUUUGUGUUUACUGUUGUGUUGAACAACCUGCAAUUAUCAUAUGUCGCGUGGAUGCAUUUAGCAAGGUUAUUGAUGGACUAGAUCAAACAAGGAAGAAGGCAGUUCAAGAAAUGGGGUUUGGGUCACUUCUGAACCUGAAGGUGAAUCGAUUAGACAGGAAGUUCUGCUACUAGUUGCAUACUAGGGUGGAUCCUAUGAGUAGUGUGUUGUGAUUUGAGGAUGGUGUUGAGUUGCCUCUAAGUCCCAUGUAGUGAAAUUGUGUGCUAGGAAUUCCGUACACACGCAAGCCUGUUCCUCUGACUUGUGAAAAGUUGGAUAUAAACAUGAACAAAAGAGUUAAGCUGAUUGACAAGUGGUUUGGAGUUUUGGAUGCACAGGGAGGGACGCACAUCUUAAUUGGGCGGGUUGUAGAUGCGAUACAAUUAGCUUUAGAAGCAAAGGGGUUAUCAGGCGGGCCCUUAGUUGAUGAUGAUGACGUGUUAUAUUUUAGGACUGCUUUUCUUGUUGUUUUGUUGGGUAUGGUGUUAUGUCCUUCAACUGACGACGGUAAUUUGUCGAUAGAGAUUUUGUCGGCCGUUGCGAUAGCUCAUGAGGCAGAGCUGUACAAUUGGGCAUAUCAGACAAAGUUUCAGCAGAAGUUUGGGAAGUAUGGUUUUGUUGCUGGUUGUGGUGGGUGUAUGUUGUUUUUACAGCUAUUUUACGUUGACCAUUUGAGUUUGACUCCUAAUUCAUAGGGUGAGAUGCCGAGGAUUGAUGUGUGGACGCAGGAGAGAGUGAGCGGUGUUGUUAAAAAAGACAAGAGGCUAUCUGGUGACUAUGGAAAGUUGAAGGUAAGCUUAGGCUUGUCAUUCGUCUGUAUUUAUUGAUGGUGUUGUUGGUUGUAUAUUGAUGUUUCCUACGGGGAGCGCCAUCCUCGCCUUGCGAGGGAUAGGAGAUUGCCGCAGGAGUUUGCCGGAUGCUCAAUGGAGGAUCUGAUUGUUAGAAAGGUAGUGAAAGCAUUAAAUCCUCGGUUGGAAUCAAUCGAGCACUGGCUGGAGACAUUGUCCAGGAAAAGGGUGAAAAGUGACAGUGGCAGGGGAAGUCAACCUUUGAAGGGACUGAGUGCAGUUGUAGAGGCUGCAUUGAUGGCAAAGGGGGCUGAUGCAGCACCUUAGAAGAAAAGUGUUCAAUGGGUUGACUUGGAUUUAGGUAAUAGGAUCGUGGAAGGUGAUCUUAUUAUGAUGGAUUUUGAAAAUUUAUCCUCAUAAAUGUGGUGCUUCAGAGCAUAUAGCUGAAGGGGUGUUUGCUGAAGUUGAUGCUGGAUUGGGUGGUCAGAAUGCAGGAGGAGAGAAUGCUGGGUUGGGAGGAGACAAUGCAGCGAGGCAGCUGGACAAUAGUGCUAGGUUGGUAGGAGGAGAGAAUGCUGGGUUGGGAGGAGACAAUGCAGCGAGGCAGCUAGACAAUAGUGUUGGGUUGGUAGGAGGAGAGAAUGCUGGGUUAGGAGGAGAGAAUGCAGGAGUAGAGAAUGCAGGGUUGUUAGGGAAUAAGAAUCCAGUAGCUGGGGAUGGAGAAAUUGGAAAGGGGGGGAAGAACGGUGGAGACGAUAGUGAAAAAAAUGGUGGUGGAGAGGAUGCAGAAGAUGAUGGGGAGAGUAUUCCAAGAAAGAAGAAUUCUGGAGAUGAUGAUGAAGUUGGGGAACGGAAUGCAGCUGAUAAGGCUGAUGAGGGAAAUAGGACUGCUGAUGCCGAGAGUCUAGGAGACAAAGGUAAUGGGGAUAAAGAAGGUGAACCUGUGCAGCAGGGCAAGAAAAAAAAACGAGGAAAGCAGUUCUUUUGGGGGUAAAGGGAAUCCAAAGAAGAGGGAUAGGGGUAGGACUCGUAGUGCGAGUAAACGACCGCGGAGUGAGGUCAUCCUGUCCUAGAAACCUAAGACUUAUGGCAUUGUGGAGCGGAAUGUAAACACGUUGAUAAAGAAUUGGAAAGUAAGGACUAAUGGUGUUAGUGGGGGAGUUGCUCUGAUCAUGUGCGAUGGGAUGGAUGCAACAGUUGGGGAUUUCCAUGGUGUUUAAAAUGUGCGAGAACGUGUGAGCAGCCAAUACAUUAGGCGGCAGCUAAGCUGUAUACCAAACAAUGGGCUGCUAUGUACACGGGUAGCUGCAGGAGAAUUAUGUUAGAUAAUACGUUCUCGGACCGCUUAAUGAGAGAAGUAGAGGCGCCUGACGUUGCAGCAAAGAAGCACGACCAAAGUUUCAAUGGCCUGGGUAUCAGCGACAUUGGAGUGGUCUUUGUACCUAAUUUGCAAAAGGACCACUGGUGGUGUGCCGUUUUUGAAUUUCAGAAUGAGUGCGUAUGGUACAUUGAUACCAUGUUCUCUGAUCUUAUUAUGCAACAUAGAGAGGUCCUUGAAAAGCUGAUUUGUGACAGCAAAUGGGAAGGUGAGAAGCUUGUAGACUGGAAAACUGAUGUUGUAAAGAUCAUGGAACUGUAUGACAAUCAAAGCUGUGGUGUCAUCAUGCUGUGCAGUAUUAAGGAGCGUGCGUACCAGUUUACUUAUCGCUUUGGUGUGGGGAGGCUGGAUCUUGCUUGAGAAAAAUAUGUUGUAUGAUGAUCUUCACAAUGAUGAAAACGAAUUAAGACCCACAUUUUCGGAGUUUCCAGGGGUCGAGUCGGACUCGGUUUGAUUGUGGUUGAUGAUGAAAUUGCUUUUCUUUGGUUGUAGUUUUGUAAACUGUUGGUCUAUAUGUAGAAGUGGUCUAACUUUGGAGUCGGCUCCAUUGUUGAAUGUUUUGGAACUAAGUAUUUUAGUAAAUUCAAGGAUUAUGGUAUCUAUAUCGUAAAUAUUGGUAUAUGUAAUUUGAAUGGUAAAUGUUGGUCUAUAUUAGCAGCAUGUGAGUAUGUUACUUGACAUAACUGGUUUGGUCUAUA
This is a messenger RNA of Chenopodium quinoa (quinoa), 3873 nucleotides long. RefSeq lists its product as uncharacterized. The record is from RefSeq and is a predicted model, not a curated record. NCBI's taxonomy places the organism in Eukaryota, Viridiplantae, Streptophyta, Magnoliopsida, Caryophyllales, Amaranthaceae. Bases 3089 to 3535 code for a protein of 148 amino acids. The transcript has 11 exons.